Poecilia latipinna (sailfin molly) is the source of this 2369-nucleotide messenger RNA. Its product is annotated as transmembrane protein 163-like. Gene Ontology annotation, cellular component: synaptic vesicle membrane. The coding region runs from base 19 to 588 and encodes 189 amino acids. Gene Ontology annotation, molecular function: zinc ion binding. The record is from RefSeq and is a predicted model, not a curated record. The transcript has 6 exons. NCBI's taxonomy places the organism in Eukaryota, Metazoa, Chordata, Actinopteri, Cyprinodontiformes, Poeciliidae.
GGAGGAGAAAAGUGACUCAUGUUGUUUUCUGUCUUUACAGCUGUUUCCUUCAUGAGACACAGCGCCUCAGCCUUUGGAUUUGCUUUUGAUGCCAUACUGGAUGUCAUGUCAUCAGCCAUCGUCCUUUGGCGCUACAGCAACGCAGCAGCUGUUCACUCUGCACACAGAGAGUACAUAGCGUGUGUGAUCCUGGGGAUUGUGUUUAUUCUCUCCUCACUAUGUAUCCUGGGAAAAGCCAUCCAUGAUCUGGCCACCAGGAUGCCUCCAGAAGUGGAUGACUUCCUCUACAGCGUCUCCAUAGUGAGCGGCCUCUGUUGUGCUGUGCUGGCCGUGGCCAAGUUCAUGCUGGGAAAAAAGCUGACCAGUCGGGCACUUAUUACUGACGGGUUUAACUCGAUGGUUGGAGCAAUCAUGGGAUUCUCAAUUCUCAUCAGUGCUGAAGUCUUCAAGCAGCAUCCCAAUGUCUGGUUUCUGGAUGGCACCAUUGGGGUUUUAAUCGGACUAAUCAUCCUGGCCUACGGAGUCAAGCUCCUGAAAGACAUGGUGCCACGGGUCAGGCAGACGAGGAACUACGAACGCUUCGAAUGAAAGAGCCCGAGGCUAAUCAGAUUAGCAGUUUUAGACACACACACACACCCACCCACACACACCUGGGUGCCUCCUGCCCUCUCCUCUCUCAUCUUUCAUACACUCAUCCACAUACUGCUUGUACAUUCACUAUUACGGCAUACAUCAUGCUCUGUUACAUGCAUAUAUGUGAAUAUACACUUUUGCUGUACAUACUGUACAUAGUGCACUCCGACAUUCAAUUACUCAAGUCUCAGAGACCUUGAGAGAUAAUGACAUUAUUGAAGAUCUUUUCAGCUCAGAGGUUGUUUUUUUUUCCUCUCCUAAAUGCUCCUAAAUGCAUCAAGUUAAAAAUGACAUCCUGGAUGAGGAAGAGGUGAGAUCACAAACUCAAAAGCUAAAGAAGUGCUUUGGGUUUGUUCAGGAAGGCAGAGACGGAUGUCAAUGCAGAUUUUUAUGUUGAUAGUGUCUUUAAAUAAGGUCUUGUGGAAAAAAGAGGGUUUAUCCAUGUAAUUUACUAAAUAAGACAUUCAAUGGGCUUUUUAGAAUGAAGCCUUUCCUUCAUUGUCAAACUCUUGCUCUAAGCAGCCCACUAAUUUACAAACUUUAUCAUUUCAAGUGACUAUUAAGCAGAAGUGUGUCUUUAAAUGUUAAACAGAGGAAAUCUUCUGAGAUUAGCCUCUUAAAUUAUCUCUAAGACAUGAAAACAAGAGGAGAAAACGGUUAAUACUAUAUCUUCCUGAUACAUUAACAACUUUCAGUUAGGUGACUGAGUUAAGAUGAAAGGACUCAUUAAGCACAAACAUUUGCCAUAAAAUGGCGAUGGAGACAAAGUUCAGUGCACAAAUCUGGAACUGUUUUGAUGUUUUUGUUUUCUUUCUGUAAUAAGUUCAAGCACAAAUUAAUGAACCAGCUAUGAUAACGUACAUUUGUUGACUGCUGCUGACAGCUGAUCAUUGAGCCAACUUGGGCCAAACAAAGCCUUGAACAUUUUUUUUUCAUAUAUUGUCAUGUUGAAAUUAAACGUACUUUAAAGAGAUUUUAAGUUAAACAAAACAUAGUGUGUAAUUGUGAAGUGUUCAGAGAAUAUCACUUUUUUUUUAUCAGUACAAAUGUGAAAAGUGUCAUGCAUUUGUUAUCAGCACCCCCAAGUCAACAGAAGCACCAUUCGCUGCAUUUAAAGCAGACUAGUACCAGUAUUGUGUCUUUGACUUUACAGAAAUCCCUCAUGCUGAGUAUGCAUGUGGCGACAUUUGAGAGGAAAAACUCCCCUCUAACAGGAAGAAACCUCCAGCAUAGCCUGGCUCAGUACGAGCUGCAAUUUGCCACGAGCGACUCAGAUUUUGAGAAGACAGAGCAGAUUCACAAAAAAGAAACAGAAGAACUGAUGUAGUACUUUCUAUGUUAAUAAAAUAUAAGUCAAUGACAGCAGAGGAACAUGUUUCCUCCCUCCAGGAAGGGACCACAGCCAAACAGAAAGCCAGACCAGAUGUAGCUUCUAUGGAGGAAAAGAAAACUGAGAAAACAUUAAGUUCGCAGUUGGAAUGACGGAAGAAAGUAGCAGAGUGACGAAAAGUGCUAAGCCUAUAACAGCAUAACUACAGAAAUAGCUCAAAAUAACCCAACUCCUUAAAAUGAAGCUUUAGAGAGACAAAGCCAAAAAUAAAAUAGAAAUAUAAAAACAGAACUAAUAAACUGUAAAGUAACGUAGUCUGAUCAAAAGAAAUGUGCAACUGAGUGGGAAAACAUGAAAAAAUGACCAAAAAUGUGCAUAAGAAAAUCAACAGAAUACUUACAAGAAG